GCGUGGCCGUGGCCGCCGCAGCGCAGCAGAACGGCGAAUGGGGCGGUGGCGCCGGCUCAUACCCCGGCGGCGCCGAACUCGACUCCGGUGUAGGAGGAGGAAGAGCAGGAAGAGAAGGCCACGGCGCAGGUGGCAUGUUUGCCGCGGCGCUGCACGGGCUCAGGGGCGGCAGCGGCGGCGGGAUAUCAACGACUGCAGCAGCAGCAACACGAAAGAAAGAAGGAAAAGGAGGAAGCGACGAGGAAGAGGCAGAACUCAAGCCAUACUACCACCACCCGCCGGGCCCGUCACCGCCAGUGCCCAUCGCGCGGCUGAUCCCCCGCAAUCCCCGACCUCACCCCCAGGAGCUCAGCUCGUGCAACAACCCCGCCGAGAUGAUGACCGUGUCACGGUGCGCCACGACCAUGCCGCCACCACCUCCCCAGCACCAGCAGAGCACGCUCCCUGCGCCCUGGGAUGUGCGAAACCUGCCGGAGAACAGCCCUACCAUUACCCUGCCGCCCAGCGCGCUGCUCGCCCCGUCCUCGUCGUCGCCAGCAGCAUCCUCGCCGCGCUACGAUCAUAGCCAGACGUCGCCGAAGGACUGGUCGCAAGAACCCCAGGAGCUGCCGGCGCAUCCUUGAUGGCAGGUUAGAUUUUUUUUUCUUUCAUUGUUGUUCGUCGGUGUUAAUAGGGAAAAGAGAAAGUUUGCAUGUUUUCACUUCUGCGGGGAUAUAGAGGCUCAUCGUCUGUCUCAUUAGAUCCCCUGAGCCCCUGAGGCUAGCCCUCUCUUGUCGUGUGUACGUUACUUUUCUCCUUUCUUUCUUUCUUCUUUUUCGGGGGGAGGUGGUAACUGGACGGACGUGGCCGCCGUCAUCAAGGACGCUCGUGUCAAUGUAUCUAUGUUUUUCUUGGGCAAAGUCAUUCAGGGGUAAUCAAUACCCUAUUCUACUGGGUGGUGGUGGUGGCUUGGUAAUUCGUGCGGCGGGAAAGGAAAG
Messenger RNA from Lasiosphaeria miniovina, 977 nucleotides. RefSeq lists its product as uncharacterized. The transcript has a single exon. The coding region runs from base 38 to 565 and encodes 175 amino acids. The record is from RefSeq and is a predicted model, not a curated record. NCBI's taxonomy places the organism in Eukaryota, Fungi, Ascomycota, Sordariomycetes, Sordariales, Lasiosphaeriaceae.